Molecule: messenger RNA, 2288 nt
Organism: Miniopterus natalensis
Lineage: Eukaryota; Metazoa; Chordata; Mammalia; Chiroptera; Miniopteridae
Source: RefSeq, a predicted model, not a curated record
UUGUCCUCUGGGGAGAGUCAGAUGAACUGGGACAGUACAGGGGCCUGGACAAAGGCGGAGCAUUGGACUUAGGAAGAUGUGAUGACUUUGGCCAAACUAUCAGCUUCGCCCACCCGUUUACUCGUCUGAAGUGGGGUUAACACCCGUCCUUACCUUGGAGUGUUGCUGGGAGGAAAGGAAGCAAGGCAGGCUCUUGGCCAGGUGCAGGGACCCGAAUCCUGGGAGCCGGAGUUUUUCCUGCUCCAGGAGACUACAUUUUGAUCCAGAAGGGGCACAACCAAAUAGGAGUGCCCUCUUCUCGUGCCCAAAGCUGGGGCUCAGCACUGUCCCGGCAUUUGGAAGAGCCCAUCUUGUGUGUGCGCUGCACUGCCUACUCAUCAAACAGCUCUGGAGCUCUGGACCAUCACCCCUUCCCUGAAAAGCGAAGGAUUGCUCCCAUUUAUUGUCUAGGGGUAUCGGGGAAUUACAGCCCAGAGAGAGUGGGUGCUCUGCCCCAAGUUGCUCAGACUGCAAGAGGGACUGGAAGUCAGGUCUCCAGCCCAAGGCUUCCACUCUGCACAUGCAUAGCCCUGUUCCAGGUGGGGAAGGGGCUUUGUCUAGGCCUCCCUGGGACUCUGACCCGCAUCUUUUGGGGCUCAGACCUAGGCUGGUGCUCUGUGUACUGGCCCACUGGUCAGCCUCAUCUGGGGCAGCAUGAGGAGGGGGGACUUCACAACCAAUCCUCGCCCCCUCUUGUCACUCAUCCCCUGUCCCCUGGUGGACAACACAGGCUCAGCUGAGAGCCAUGCUGGAGAUCAACCGGCAGCAGGCCUCCCAGGCUGAGAGCCAGCUACAGGAGCUGAAGCAGCGAAGCAGCCAGAUCCAGAGCUCAGCCUGCACCCUGGCUUCUGUGGUCUCUGGCAAGUUCAGCCGCCUGCUGCAAGCCCUGGAGAUGCGUCGGUUCCAGGCACUGAGGGACAUCGAGGUGGGCAAAACACAGGCACUGGCACAGGCCCAGGAGGAGGAACAGCGACUACAGGGCCACCUGGAGGCCAUGGCUCACUUUGACCACAGGAUCUGCGAUCUCCUGAAGCAGUUGGAUGACCGAACUUUCCUUCAGGCAUCACAGCACCUGGCACCCCUGGGGCCUCUCGGGCCGCUGACCCCUCCACUGUGGAAUGAAGAUCAGCAGCUGGGGGGCCUGAAGGAGUUUCUGAGCCAGCUUUCUGUCGUCCUCCUGGACAAGGAGGACCCCCACGGGGCACCAGCUGAGGCUGCUGACUUGGGUCCUAUAGAUUAUCGCAAUCUAACCUUCGACCCAGAGAGUGCCAACCGCCACCUUUACCUGUCUCGGCAGGACCAGCAGGUAGAGCACCGGCGAGAGCCCCGGGGCCUGGCUGAGCCAGGCAGCUUCGAGCUCUGGCAGAUUCAGUGUACCCAGAGCUUCAAGUCUGGGCGGCACUACUGGGAGGUGCACACAUCUAAUCACUUGGUGACACUGGGCGUUGCCUACCCGGACCUGACACGGCACAAGGUGGGGCCCUACACAGACAACAUCGGCCGCGGGCCCAACUCGUGGGGGCUCUGUGUUCAGGAGGAUAGCGCCCAGGCCUGGCACAAUGGGGAAGUCCAGCGCCUCCCAGGGGUGCCAGGGAAACUCCUGGGCAUGGACUUGGACCUGGCCUCUGGUUGCCUUACCUUCUACAGCCUGGAGCCCAAGACCCAGCGCCUGCACACCUUCCAUUCCAUCUUCACCCGGCCCCUCUACCCUGUCUUCUGGCUCCUGGAGGGUAGGACACUGACCCUAUGCCAUCGACCUGGGGCCAAGCUCCCUUCAGGGCUCCAGGAAGAGGCCUCAGGGCUCAGCUGAGUAAGGCACAGGAUGGAACUCCAGGCUGGGAGCAGGUGCCACCAUCCUGUGUGCCCAAGAGUUGCCCCAGCUCCUGGCCUGGGGACCCGAGGCCACAGCUAUAAUGGGACCAGCUGUUGGCCAGCAGACUGACUUGGGACCAGGUUGGUCCACUUGAGGGGAUGGGGGGGACCCGCCCAAACUGAAGUUUACUUUUCUAGCCUCUUUGAAGGAGCUGGGACUAGGAAUGGAGUAAAAUGGGAGGCCCCUGCCCCAGGCAGAGCCCAGUUCUAGAGCCCAGUUAUAACUAUAUGUAUAUCCAAGAUGAAUAUUUUUGAGCAGGGAGCUUUGUACAAGCCAUAUUUAUUUCUUUGUAUGUACAUGAGCUAAAGUGGAAUUGCUCAACAGAAAAACAGUGAGCAUUUGAAGAUUUUAUUUUCAUACAAAAGACCAAAAUGAA